Molecule: messenger RNA, 1361 nt
Organism: Camelina sativa (false flax)
Lineage: Eukaryota; Viridiplantae; Streptophyta; Magnoliopsida; Brassicales; Brassicaceae
Product: chlorophyll a-b binding protein 7, chloroplastic
Biological process (GO): photosynthesis, light harvesting
Cellular component (GO): membrane
Source: RefSeq, a predicted model, not a curated record
GGACAUAUCGACUUGGCCUGUUAUUUAAUUGAAUUAAUUGGGCCUAUAUAUGGAUUCGCACAAGACUGGGUUUGUAAAAGAACUGGCUAAUAGCAAGACACGUGGACUGACCCCAUAAAUUAACAAGUGGAGACCGCUUAUCAUAAGUGUUGGUUGGUUGGUUUGGUUGAGUCAAGAACCAUGGCUCUGUUUCAAGGGAAGGUGUCACUGUCCUCAAGUUAUUCGUCGUUUCAUUCUCUUCCGAGGUUAGUCGUUCCCAAGCCUCUUAGUAGCAGAGUCGCAGUGACAAGGUCCCGUUCGACUUGCAGAGCUUCGUGGCAAGAGCUCGCCGGAGUAUUGGUUUUCUCGGCGAUACCUUUCACGGCGGUUAAAGCAAUCGCGAACAGCUCAUUGGGAGAAUCUUUGCGGCGGAGAUUGGAAGAGAAAAAGAAAGAAGCCGUUGAGACUUCUUCAAGAUUCAAAGCUAAAGCUCAAAAGGCUAGAACCGACAGCAAGUGGUAUGGGGAAGAACGUCCCCGUUGGUUUGGUCCAAUCCCAUAUGAUUACCCGCCAUACCUUACAGGAGAACUUCCUGGGGAUUAUGGAUUCGACGUUGCUGGACUUGGCAAGGAUCGUUUCACUUUUGAUAAGUACUUCAACUUUGAAAUACUUCAUGCUCGUUGGGCCAUGCUUGCAGCGUUGGGUGCUCUAAUCCCUGAAAUAUUUGAUCUCACGGGAGCUUUCCAUUUUGCUGAACCCGUAUGGUGGCGAGUUGGUUACUCGAAGCUUCAGGGAGAAACGUUGGACUACUUGGGCAUUCCAGGGCUGCACUUAGCUGGAAGCCAAGGUGUCAUUGUAAUCGCCAUUUGUCAAGUACUCUUGAUGGUAGGACCGGAAUAUGCAAGAUACUGUGGCAUUGAGGCGUUAGAGCCACUGGGAAUAUACUUGCCAGGGGACAUAAACUAUCCCGGAGGGACGCUUUUUGAUCCCUUGAACCUCUCUGAGGACCCGGUAGCUUUUGAAGAUCUUAAGGUUAAAGAGAUUAAAAACGGGAGACUAGCUAUGGUCGCAUGGCUUGGAUUCUAUUCACAGGCUGCUUUCACUGGAAAAGGUCCUGUUCAAAAUCUUGUUGACUAUGUCUCUGAUCCCUUACAUAACAAUCUGGUAGCCAUGCUUCUUCAGACAUGAAGAGUCUACUAUGUAUGUACAUAUGUCAAAACAAAAAAAGACAAUGCGUGAAUAUGUUUAACACCAUAUGUUACUUAGUACAUGAUAACUAUAACCAACACUUUAUCUAUUUCUAAAUACUAAAUCCUGUAAUUGGCAACUUGAGGAAUUUGUAAAAGAACAAUCAAUAGAAUGUGUAUAGUGUGUUGUUUUAA